Miscanthus lutarioriparius is the source of this 5685-nucleotide messenger RNA. Lineage: Eukaryota; Viridiplantae; Streptophyta; Magnoliopsida; Poales; Poaceae. The record is from the annotation of a GenBank genome assembly.
AUGGACGCGGCGCGGAGGGAGAGGAGGCACCACCGGAAGGCUGCCGCCGCGGCGGCGGGAGCGGGGGGCGUUGGUGGCGUGGGAGGAGGAGGAGGAGGAGUGGCGGCGGCGCGGGCGGCGUACGGGGACGUGUUCGGCGGGCCGCCGCGCUUUGCGGCGCCGUUGGGGGGCGCGCCGCUGGACUACGCCGAGGUGUUCGGCGGCGUCGCGGCGACCUGCUCCAUCCCGUACCUCGACCUGCCGCCCGCGCCCUCCGGUGGCGGCGCCGGCGGCUUCUUCGCCUGCCGCGGGAAGGGGGACUACGGGGAGAUCUUCGGCCGCUUCGACUUCGCCGACUUCGCGCUGCCGUACGAGGACCUCUUCGGCGCGCCGCAGCACGAACCCGAGCCCCAGCCGGAGGCUGCCAGGGAGACGGACCCGGAGAUCGCCUCGUCCAGCGGGAGCUCCACCAGCAGAUCAUCGUUUAAAAAAGAAUCCAGCCAGCUGGAAGAUGAGCCUUCUAUACUUCCUCAACACUAUCAAAAUCUGGAUCAUUGUCAGCACUUUAAAGACCAUAAGUUUUCUCCAAUAUGCUUCUCUCCAGACACAGAAAGUCCACAGUUUGUGAUGUCAUAUAACAAAACUACUGAGAGGAGACCCGAUGAUCUAAUUGAGAUGACGACCUGCACAGCUAAACCUUCGUUGGACUUUGUAAUUGAUUCUCGCAAUUUGUCACAUGAUACAGCAAUCAAUCAUGUUUCAAGAAUUGACAACACAAUAGCCAAUGAUGGUAAUAAUAAGAACCCAAGCUCUGCUAACACGAGUGUGCGGAGUCCUGAGAGUGAUUUUGCAGUUGAUCAGAAGCAGCAAAGUCCAUCAUGGACACCUAUUUCUGGAAGUAUGUCUGUAAAUGAAAACCACAAGAACUCUGAUAUUCAUUCAACACGCAGUACUGUAACGCUUCCUGAUUAUGCGUUUCUUCGGGUAUCUGACAGUGAUGCACAGACACAACCAAUCAAAGUACAGCCAAUAUUGAGGCAGCAACCUAAACUGCUCAACAAGAAAGAGAUUGCAGCUAAAGGAGGCGUCAAUAUUGUAAACCACAAUUGCUCUUCAACUUCUGCUGCACAUACCACUUCAAGUAGCAACAUGCCUCACACUGACAAGAAAGUUGAUGCCAAUCCAACUUCUGCAUCAGCAGCUAUGAAGGAGGCAAUGGAUUUUGCUGAAGCUAGGUUAAAGGCUGCAAAAGCAUUGUUAGAGGGAAAAGGUGACAGUUUUAAGUUGCGGAAGAAGCCAAGUCAUCUAAGAAGCACAAGGUCUACGGAAAUCAAGUCUCCUUUUUCUGAAGAGGUCGAUACUUCCGAACAAAAACUAUCGGUGAAAAAGUCAUCGAAAGAAGAACAGAACCCUGAUGAUUCUUUGUUUGACAAGCAUAAAAAGUUAAGUGCAGUCAGAUUAGAUCAUUUCUAUGACAAUGGGAAAAAGGUACUUCCAUUGGAGAAGCCUCCGCACAUGGUGCAACACUGCACUGAGUCCUGUCAAACUUCCAGUAAACUAGAGAAACUAGGCAACUGGAAGUCAGGUAAUGACUUUUUUGAGCUAACCGGAGAUGAUCCUAAAUGCAAAACUGAUGAUGCCACAGAGGGAGGUGAUAAAUGCGAGCAAAUGGAUCCCAUUAUUAGUGUCAUCAAUCAUCAGAGGGAAACUGAAUUCAAUGCAGCAGACUCUGACUUGGACAGGUAUGAAAAACUAUGGGAGGUUAAUGAUGGCAGGAAUGUGGGGGUGAAACAUGUAAAUCUGAGGGAGGACAAGACAGCUCCAGUGGACAAAGAUGGGGUGUCUGUGAUGUUAGAACCUUCUACAGAAAAUAUGGCACACCAAAAGACUCAUAAUUCAAUUGGUGAGGGACUUGUAACACUGGAAAAUGCUAAGGAAAGACAUGAUACUGAUAAAUGUCUUGAGCUUCCUACAAGUGGAACCUCCACAAAGCUGGAUGUCUUCAAGGAUGUGUCAGGUUCAUUAGCAGAGGCCUGCUCAUCAGUAAAUGCCAGUGAUCUUAGAGACCAUGGUAAUAUUAGUCCAAAUGUAAGUCCAUUAGCAGGAACAUCAAUAGAGGCCACAAACAGUAAACUGGCACCAGAAGUAUCUUGUGAUGGCGGGAUGCAACACACUUCUCGGAGUAAUGAAAAGUUUCAGGAAUCCUCAGAUGUAUCUAAUGUUGCUAUUUCCCAGGGAAGUAACAUUAAAUCAUUGAUUUUAGAAGAACUUAAAGAAUCUGAUGUAUGUGAUGCUUUCACGAGGGGACCUAAUAGAAUUGAGCAGGAAGCUGGAACUUAUGGAAGAGAAAAAUCCAGCUUUAUUGAUGGAUCGCUCUUGCUGCCAUCACACUUCCAUAACAAAGGUGCCAAGAUAAAUUUAGUCUCUGAAAAAGUACAGAAAGUCGAAAUUGAGAAGAAAGUUGGUCCAUGUGCACACCCUGAAGUAACAAUUGUGGAUCUGGACGCUGAUUGUCCUAAAGAUGCGAAUGAUGAUAUUCUACAAAAUGAUAACUUUGCAGACCCAGAAGAAUCAAACAUGCUGAAUGUAUUUGAGGUAGCUAGCAAGUUGAUUAAAAGAGAACUGGAUCAAGAAAUGCAUGGGUCAUUAGGGCAUGGUGAAGAGGAGAACAUGGAAGAAGGAAUGGAUGCAUUUGUGUCUGGUAUUAAUGGCAAAGAAGCAGAUGAAACCGCAUUAGAAAAUAGUGAGUGGACAGGUACUGAAGAAGGAUCUGCUCGUUGUAACCAGGAGGACCAAAAUUCAUCUGAAAGCACCAACAGAGGAAAAAAUGAUGUAGAUGCAAAGUGUGAUACAGCUUGUGAUGAAGUUGGAUCUGAAUCCCUUUCAGGCGAUGAAGUUGUCAUCAAAGCUACAAGUGAUAGCACUGCCAGAACAAUUAUUAAUUCGAAAGAUGAGCUGGUUUUCUCUUCCGAAAUGUAUACUCGCAUGCAGCACUCAAUGCAGAAAGAUGAUACCACUGCUUCUCAGACAUCUUGGGAUGUUCCUGGUCUUGAAGAAACCGGAGAGGUUUCCAACAGAGGAGAAAAAGAAUUACCGACAGAAAGGUCUACAUGUGAAGAUCAUAGGAAGGCAAGCGUAAUGGAAGAAAAAGACACUACAGCAAGGAUAUCAAAGGCAGAGCAUGUACCAUCUCCCUUGGAGACAACGUGUGGUGUAACUAAAUCUGCUGAAGCUCCGACAUCAGUCCCUACUGGGACAUGGAAAAAUGAGGGACAUGGAGUUCAGACGACCAAAGAGGGGGAGAACAUGCCAACAGCAGAUAGUGCAUGUGAGAAGGACAAAGGGUCUUCUCAAAGUGUACACGAGAAAAAAGAAAACGAAAGGAGAUUGGAGAAAGAAAGAGAACUUGCUGAAGAGAAGGAAAGAAGGAAAUUGGAGAAAGAAAGAGAACUUGCCGAAGAGAAGGAAAGAAGGAAAUUGGAGAAAGAAAAAGAACUUGCCAAAGAGAAGGAAAGAAGGAAAUUGGAGAAAGAAAGAGAACUUGCUGAAGAGAAGGAAAGAAGAAAAUUGGAAGAGGUAGAAAGGGAGAGGGAACGUAAAAAGGAUAGACUUGCUGUUGAAAGAGCGACAAGAGAAGCACACGAGAGAGCAUUUGCUGAAGCUCGUGAAAAGGCAGAAAAGAUGACUUUAGAAAGAAUUAUUGCUGCACGGCAACGGGCAUCUGCAGAGGCCCGAGAGAAAGAAGAGAGAGCAAGUGUUGAAGCAGCUGCUGAAAGGGCUACUAGAGAAGCUAGGAUAAAAGCAGAACGUGCGGCAGUUGAGCGAGCGACUGCUGAAGCUCGGGAGCGGGCAAUAGAAAAGGCAAAGGCUGAGAAGGCUCUCGCAGAGGCAAGAGAACGGAGGGAACGAUACAAAUCCUCUUUCAAGGAGAGUUUUAAGUCCACCAAUCAGGAUAUUCGACAGGAGUCACAAUUUCAGAGGGCAGCUUCUAGUAAUUUCAUUCGAAACCCAGAUUCCAGCAACAGAGUGGCUGAGGUUGAGUCCGCUUUAAGACAUAAAGCAAGAUUAGAGAGGCAUCAACGCACAGCUGAGCGUGUGACAAAAGCGCUUGCUGAGAAGAACAUGCGGGACCUGCUAGCUCAAAGAGAGCAAGCAGAGAAACAUAGGUUGUCUGAAUUCAUGGAUCCUGAGAUCAAGAGAUGGUCAAAUGGAAAGGAAGGAAAUCUGAGGGCCUUGCUAUCCACAUUGCAAUACAUUCUUGGUGCUGAUAGUGGCUGGCAACCGGUGCCACUGACAGAUCUCAUUACAGCUGUUGCUGUGAAGAAAGCUUACAGGAAGGCAACCCUAUGUGUCCAUCCAGAUAAAUUACAGCAAAGGGGCGCUACAAUCAGACAGAAAUACAUUUGUGAGAAGGUUUUUGAUCUUCUUAAGAAUCAGUUCAGCAAAAAGAGCCCCAUUGCUCAGUUAAGCUUGAGGACCAAAGAGAGGGAAAACGUGACAACAGCAGAUAGUGCAUGUGAGAAGGACAAAGGAGGGUCUUCUCAAAGAGUACACGAGAAAAAAGAAAACGAAAGGAGAUUGGAGAAAGAAAGAGAACUUGCCGAAGAGAAGGAAAGAAGGAAAUUGGAGAAAGAAAGAGAAAUUGCCGAAGAGAAGGAAAGAAGGAAAUUGGAGAAAGAAAGAGAACUUGCUGAAGAGAAGGAAAGAAGAAAAUUGGAAGAGGCAGAAAGGGAGAGGGAGCGUAAAAAGGAUAGACUUGCUGUUGAAAGGGCGACAAGAGAAGCACACGAGAGAGCAUUUGCUGAAGCUCGUGAAAAGGCAGAAAAGAUGGCUUUGGAAAGAAUUUCUUCUGCACGGCAACGGGCAUCUGCAGAGGCCCGAGAGAAAGAAGAGAGAGCAAGUGUUGAAACUGCUGCUGAAAGGGCUACUAGAGAAGCUAGGAUAAAAGCAGAACGUGCGGCAGUCGAGCGAGCAACUGCUGAAGCUCGGGAGCGGGCAAUAGAAAAGGCAAAGGCUGAGAAGGCUCUCGCAGAGGCAAGAGAACGAAGGGAACGAUACAAAUCCUCUUUCAGCGAGAGUUUUAAGUCCACCAAUCAGGAUAUUCGACAGGAGUCACAAUUUCAGAGGGCAACUUCUAGUAAUUUCAUUCGAAACCCACAUUCCGGCAACAGAGUGGUUGCGGUUGAGUCCGCUCUAAGACAUAAAGCAAGAUUAGAGAGGAAUCAACGCACAGCUGAGCGUGUGACAAAAGCACUUGCUGAAAAGAACAUGCGGGACCUGCUAGUUCAAACAGAGCAAGCAGAGAGACAUAGGCUAUCUGAAUUCCUGGAUCCUGAGAUCAAGAGAUGGUCAAAUGAAAAGGAAGGAAAUCUGAGGGCCUUGCUAUCCACAUUGCAAUACGUUAUGAUCUGUUGCUUUGUUUUCCCUGGCAGAUUCUUUUGUGCUGAUAGUGGCUGGCAACCAGUGCCGUUUACAGAUCUCAUUACAGCUGUUGCUGUGAAUAAAGCUUACAGGAAGGCAACCCUUUGUGUCCAUCCAGAUAAAUUACAGCAAAGGGGUGCUACAAUCAGACAGAAAUACAUCUGUGAGAAGGUUUUUGAUCUUCUUAAGAAAAUGAAGCGGGGAAAAAGGAGAGGAGCUUUGCUCACCUGCUGCCACCUAUUUUUGCAGGAUGCUUGGAACAAGUUCACAUCAGAGGAGCGCUAG